This is a messenger RNA of Amoebophrya sp. A25, 4233 nucleotides long. The record is from the annotation of a GenBank genome assembly. NCBI's taxonomy places the organism in Eukaryota, Dinophyceae, Syndiniales, Amoebophryaceae.
AGCACAGCCCUAUGUACCGGCUGGGCAGAAGAAUGCUGCAGCUCCUGCAAGCGCAACAUCAACAAACUCGUCAAAGCCCCCUUCCACCUUUCCACUACCGCAUGGUGUCAACAUGGGUGCUUUGAUUAUGCCACCUCCAGGCGUUCCUGCACCUCCGGGAGUGGCUCCUCCUGCGGGUCAACAAGCUGCAGCAGGAAAUAAACCUGGCACUGGCGGCGCCACGACGCGGCACCCACAGCAGCCCGCACAAGCACAGCCGCAACAAGCAGUAAAUAAGGCGGGUGCACAACAACAGAAACCUACUUCUACUGCUCAACAAGCCCAAAUAACGGCCCAACAAAAACAAAAUCCACCUGCUCCAGUUGUAGGAUCCAAGACUCAGCAGAGUGUCAAUAUCAACAAGGUGAAAAAAGUCGACCCAAAUCAGAUGAAGAAUGAGUUCCUCGAAAACGUGGGUCCGGAGAUCGAAAAUCGUGGCGGUCUAUGUUCUCUUGCGGAAUUACAGUCUUUAACCUUAGUGAAGAAGUACUUCGACUUCGUGGUUUUCAAUUCGAAAGGGAGCAACAACACCUCCAAAGUUAAGGCUACCGAUGCGAAAGGGAUCCUCACCAUCAUCCCACCUGGCGCUUUCUCUACUUGAAAAAGAAGCCAAGGAUGCGCUGAGGGAUGGUGCCCAUAUGUCAGCUCUAACAAAGGAGACAACUCUGCGGCUGCACUGUCUUCGAGCAAAGCCAUGCUGAAAGCAGUCUUCGACGAAAAUGGCGAGUACUUUUCACUCCUGAAAGCUCCAGAUGGCGGUGAAUUAGUGGCAACAGCAGCAGCGUACGAUUCUGGUCUAGUCACCUUGGACAGGAAGCAACGAGCAAGAUUGGCAGAACCAACUUCCUCUAAGUGGUUACAGUGGAAGAAACAGUAUUAUCCACCUAAAUUUGCCGGAAGUAAACCCACUUCUGGUGGAGGUGCAGAAGAUCACGCGGCUAGUAAAGACGAGGACAUCAAAGGCAAGAUGAAGGAUGACAUCACUAGUACAACUAGGGACCGUGAGCGCGAUCGAGAGAACAAAAGACACGAAAGCAAGGACCGGAAACACGGAGAUCGAGACCGGAAACAUGGAGUCGCCCGUUCGAGAUCCCCCCGAAGUCGAGCAAGAAACACGCGAGGACGUGGAAGGAAUUCGCGGUCUCGUUCGCGUCGUGGAGGUGGUCGAAAACGAGCACGAAGUCGAAGUGCUUCUUCGAGACGUCACAACUCGAGAUCGUCAAGCCGCGGAGCAGGUAGGAGAAAGAAAGAACAGAAGAAAGCUCCAAAGGAGUCCAUCUUUAAGGAGAAGCAAGAUGUUGUUGCCGAACAGAACCAGAAGAAGACAGAGGGAGGUCUUUCCGGAGGAGGUCCUGGAGGUGUUUCUGCUGUUGCUAGUGGAGGCAUGGUGCCAGUGGGUGGAGUUAUUUUGCCACCUCCCCAUGCGCGACAGCCGUUGGCGCUACCACCUUCGUCAACAGGACGAGUAGUCACACAACACCCUCCACAAGAACAUCAACCUGCUCUGAAAGCUCCUGUGCCUAAAGCAGGUCCUGGCGCACUUGCAAUAGUCCCUGUAGCAACUCUCACAAGUUGUAACGUGGUCAAGAAGGCUCCUCCAAAAAAUACUACAGUUGUGGGCGGAACACAUGUCGAAGAUGAUGAAUACGGUUGGGGCGAUGCAGAGGCCGCACUCGACGAUCAUGGCGAUGGUGCUAAUGCGGAUGUUGGAGAAGACGACUACAACCCUUUUGCAGCUCCAGAGCUUGAGGACGAAGAAGGGAACGAACAUGGUCACGGUCGUGGAUCUAAGGCCACAGUAGGCGACCUGAUGGGAGAAGCAGGAGCUCGUUUGAAUAUCGAUGAAAUCGAUGUCUCUGCCGAUUUGGCUAAGAUUCCGCCACCUCCUGAGAUGGAAGUUGUCGAUUUCAAGAAGAUCGCUGAGGAUGUUAGGAACAAUGCUCAGGUGCUGGACGAUGAGGACGAUGUUCAGGUGAUUGGUGAAAGGAAUGCUCCCGGACCGAUUGAUUUGGAGAUGGACGAGGGGGGAACUACAACUGGAAAAACGGCAGGAGUUCUUGACAGUCGUCCUGGAACCAGAAUGCUGAGGAAGUUCGACGUCCUCGACAAGACGAAGCCAACACCUGUAGAUCGAGAACUCGAAAAACAGCAAUUGUUGGCAUAUCGAAAAAAACAACUUUUGUCAUCUCAACAACAAGGGCAACAACAAGGGAAUAAGAAUUCACCGGGGGCAGGAGGACCUACUUCCGGCCCAGAAGUAGUAGAAGAAAAAACUGGUGAACAGACGAGUAACACUGCAGGCACGACAUUCCCCGAACCUGACUUUGCACAAAUGGGGGUUGCGGCAGCUGGGAAUCCGAGUGGAGCGAAUGUUCCUUCUAGUACUACUUCUACAGGACGAGAACAAGGAGUUGCCGCGAGUACCAGCACAAGUUCUGGCCCAGACAAAAAUUCAGGGAACCAAACAAUUCAGCAGAUGCAGGCUCAAAUGGCAAGCAUGAUGCAGUCUAUGCAGGCAAUGAUGCAACAACAAAAUUUGAACAAGAAUUUGAAUCAGAACUCUUUGAUGAUGCGCAAUCUAGCAGGACAAAUGCACAAUUUGCAACAACAGCAGCAAGGUGCUGGCCAAGUAGGUGGACAACUACAUGGUCCUUCUACAACAAGUGGAGUUGUAACAACUACAACUUCUACCACAUCAGGUGCUGUAGGAGUAUUAAGGCUGUUGUAAGUACCUAGUACAUCUUUGGACGCAUCCUUGAUGAAAUGUAUGGACGAGGAGUAUCCACCUAAGGGAAAAGGACUCCUCCAUACUUAUUUUCAAGGAUGCACUUGGACUUGCAGGACGAAUUACGGACCGCUCUAAGAGUAGGUGGAGUAGGAAACCACGCCGGAGGACAAGGGAGUCUCAUCCCUGGGAAUCAAAUGAGUGCGAAUCAAGCUCAACCUGCUGCUCAGACACUGUCGAACUUGAGAGUGGGACCUGGAGGGACCUUUAGAGGCGGAGGAGGCGCGGCGUCCAUUUCGACAGGCAAAAACGGCACUCAACGUUUGGCGCCUGCCGGAGGUGGAGGAAGUGGCCACUACAACAACUUUGUUAAUCGUGGUGGAAGUGUUAUGCUUCGAGAAAUAAAUACUUGUAUUCUAAUAUUAAGUUCUUCUAGUAUUUUUUGAAUUCUAGAAGUUGUAGUAGACCUAGACCUAGUUGUACCUACGUUUCAGUUUCUCGAAUUCUAGAAGUAGUAGACCUAGACCUAGUUGUACCUACGUAGAAGGAGACUCGACUUACGAACGUGAAGAUGUUUCUGUACUAGAUUCCCAUCCCUUAUCACUCUAUGCAUAAUGCAUUGUUCCGGGCUGGUAUUCGGUAAACUAAGGGAAAAGAAGAAGAGAAUCCUUGUGAUCCAAUUCAGGUUACCAAAUGCCAGAGCCAUACACAUAAACCCCCACUCCGCAACCAGCACCUUUCAUAACCUACAAUCGCGGAGGUGGCGACCGUGGUGGCUACAACAACAGUCGUGACCAAAACACCAAGGGCGGAGGUGGCAAGAGCAACAGUAAAGGUGGUGGCAAGUCAGGUGGUGGUUCUUCGGGUGGCAAGAGUGGUAGUUCCUCCGGUGGUAAGAAGGGAGGAGGCAAAAGCGGUAGUGGGAAAAGCAAGGGCGGAAGCUCUACUAGACGAUGAUUGAAGUUCUUGUGAGGAUUCAUGAAGAUGAUUCAGGAAUUCUGAUUCAUCUUGAUCGUGAUGAAAUUGUAGUUCGAAGAAAAUACUCACCAUAUACACGACAUAGCUCGACCCUAUAUUUGAUGAUGCUGUAAAAAGAAUGUCGUUUUUAUCCCCUACAUCUUCCCAACAUCCCGCUAUACAGGUGACCAAGACCAUGUGAUUGUGAAUUUCUAUUCCCGGCGCUGAUAACCAUGAGGAAAAAUAAAGACGUCAACAUCCUAUUCCUCACCCUCAAACACAAUGUACGAAUGUCCAUGCCCCUCAGACCCUACAAGAAACUAGCGCCAACGCAGAAAAUCUCAUAACCAUAUCUAAAUGUAUCACAAUGCUAUGUGAAACAGCAACAGUCUUGCACCUGAUUUCCCGCAUUGCAAAGAAGCCAGCAUGAUGAACAUGUUGAUAGUGCAGAUAUGGCAGCAUCGCUUCUUUAAAGAUACUGGAUGGAAGAUUAUGCCCCAACAUGAAUAGGC